Messenger RNA from Amphimedon queenslandica, 348 nucleotides. RefSeq names its product piggyBac transposable element-derived protein 3-like. The record is from RefSeq and is a predicted model, not a curated record. Lineage: Eukaryota; Metazoa; Porifera; Demospongiae; Haplosclerida; Niphatidae. The transcript has a single exon. The coding region runs from base 1 to 348 and encodes 115 amino acids.
AUGGUUCCUGAUGAUUUUUAUGCUUUCAUUGGAAUCUUCAUUUAUUUAGGAUACCGCAAAAUACCACGUUAUAGAUUGAUGUGGAAACUAACCAGUUUAUGUUACGAUCUAGUAAUAUCGGAAGUCUUUAGUCGCAAUAGAUUUGAAAGUUUUUUGGCUUUUCUUCAUGUAGUUGAAGACACCGAAAAGAAGCUAAUAGGAUUUGGCGACAAGUUGUGUAAAGUUCGUCCCCUAAAUGACCACAUAAUGGAGAAGUGUCAAGAGUUGUAUCAACCUCAUUGUGAACUAAGCAUCGAUGAGCGAAUGGUUCGGUCCAAUGACAGAUUCUAUUUUCGUCAGUAUAUUUGA